Messenger RNA from Parastagonospora nodorum SN15, 1569 nucleotides. RefSeq lists its product as hypothetical. The record is from RefSeq and is a predicted model, not a curated record. Lineage: Eukaryota; Fungi; Ascomycota; Dothideomycetes; Pleosporales; Phaeosphaeriaceae. The transcript has a single exon. Bases 1 to 1569 code for a protein of 522 amino acids. Gene Ontology annotation, cellular component: TRAPPII protein complex; trans-Golgi network. Gene Ontology annotation, biological process: intra-Golgi vesicle-mediated transport.
AUGCACAGGCUAGAUGAGCUGCUUCCCGUUUACAUUGUUUUCCGCACACCAAUUCUGGACGAUGACACCCUCCAGUCCUAUCUUGCCAGGCUGGUGCUGAACAUAGAGGGCUUUGUUUUCAGCACCGCGCCGCCACCAGAAGGGGAGCAGAAAGCCGGCCCUACGAAAGAGCUCAUCUUUGCCUACACUAUCAAGGACACAGACAAGCCCACAAUUGCACGCCAUGGCCAAGGUGAAAACGCUCACACAUACAUUGUCUGGAAAGUUGGAGCUUUCAUAAAUCGGCCACAGGGCCGCUUUCAUAAGCCGGCUGUCUAUUUUCAACCAGCUGCAUCUUUCAAGCCGGCUUCAUCGCCGAAGAAGAAUGAUCCCCAAGAUGAAUACCUCCCCAGUCAUGUCCCAACGGCACUCAAUUUACUGCAGGCUUUUGAAAGCGAUCCCGCUCUUGAUGGUGUCCAUCCUCGCCUAUCGGCUAUGCGGAUCAACAAGAUAGCACCUAACUCUGCAUCGGUCGUGAAGGAAAUGGUGCGGCCAAUUAGGAACGGGCAGCGACCGCUGUUCCGAGUACUUCCAGCGUUGAUCUGGAGAAUACGAUAUACAAGGGUACAUACAAGCCUGAGCGAUCUGUCAAUGAUCGCUUCGUUGGAUCUUGAAGUGGCGUCAUAUGCAACCUACGACGUGCGCAUCAAGAAGGUCGACUUGAGUUUACAUGGAGGUGAAGUCACACCCUUUGUCAACAUGCAGCAAACCGAGACAGUCAACAAGCCUGGUGAUCAGCUCACUUAUGUAUACAAAAUCAAGCCCGACAUAACACCAGACGGGAGCCCCGCACUCGGAAGCAAAGGCCACUACUUGACCAUGCAUGUCUCUGGUGAAGUCAUCAUGUCCGAGAACUGCCAUCCAAAGAUAGAAAUAGACUGGAGGACGCAUGUAGACUUUGCGCCGGGAUCCGAGCAAACAGCCAAGAUGAUCAAAGCCGCACAUCGCCUUAGCACUCCAUCUAUGCAAGCCGCCAGAACACCGAAUCCAGAUGCGCUACCUGCACAUGACACCCAAGCCCAGGGAGCGGAAGAAGAAGCCAAGAACGCUAUCAACAUCACACUCACCAUUUCCGGCCCACCCAAAGUUACAGUCGGCAACAUCUUCACAUGGAACGUCUUCAUCGUCAACCGAAGCGACAAGGUCCGCAAACUCGCCGUCUUGGUGAUUCCAAAACGCAAACGUGACUUCGAUCAACAUGUUUCACACCUUUCGACGUCCUCAGUCAGCGGUGUCAAAGUAGACAAGAAAGACCUCUUGGGGAACGCGGUGGUGGACGAGAAUAUCGUGUAUGCCAAACAGAAGAGUGCGAGGACCGAAACUGCGGAACUAGUUUGCUUGACCACUGAUAUCAGACUGGGGCAGUUGGCGCCAGGCUCGUGCUAUACAGCCGACUUGAAGUUCUUGCCGCUGUCUGUGGGUGUGCUGGGGGUAGAGAGUGUGAGGGUGAUCGAUCUGGCGACGAACGAGACUGCGGAUGUGCGGGAGCUGCCUGGUAUCGUUGCGGUAGAGAAGGAAGAAGUGGAGUAA